AUGGAGCCCAGCCCGAAUGGCAUGAUCCUGAAGCCCCCACUUCCACAAGGUUGGCAGCAGCGAGUGGACACUGGAUUCCAAAAGAUCCGCAAAUACAAGGCCCAACAGAUGAAAGAGCGCUGCAUUGCUCCUCGUCCUGCGCCCGGUUCCAUCAGGCCCAUAGUGAGGUACCCUACAGUUAGAUACCACACCAGGGUCAGGGCUGGUAGGGACUUCAGCCUGGAAGAACUCAGAGUGGCUGGUAUCCACAAGAAAAUGGCUCGCACCAUCGGCAUCUCUGUGGAUCCAAGGAGGCGAAACAAACCCACUGAAUCACUACAGGCCAACGUGCAGUGCCUGAAGGAGUACCGCUCCAAGCUCAUACUUUUCCUCAGGAAGCCUUCUGCUCCAAAGAAGGGAUAUAGUUCUGCUGAAGAACUUAAAUUGGCCACUCAGCUAACAGGGCCUGUCAUACCCAUCCAGAAUAUAUUCAGAAAGCCAGUGUUAGCAUUUAGUCUAGGCUCCGCCCCCACAGGUUCAGAAAAGAACUUCAAGGCUUUUGCCAGUCUUCGAAUGGCCCAGGGCCAAUGCCUGGUUCUUUGGCAUCUGAGCAAAAAGGGAGAAGGAAGCUGA
Molecule: messenger RNA, 612 nt
Organism: Mus caroli (Ryukyu mouse)
Lineage: Eukaryota; Metazoa; Chordata; Mammalia; Rodentia; Muridae
Source: RefSeq, a predicted model, not a curated record